AUUGCACCAUAGAAGCUCCCUUGAAAAUUAGUCAGACAUGCAUCAAAUACCACCUACAAAUCAAACCAAUUAUAUCAAGUUGGUCUAUAUAUACAAAUAAUAACAGACAUUAUUCACAAAAUAAAAGUUACAACAAUAUUAUUCACUUUUCGUUCUCCUUUAUUCUAGUCGCAACCAUGACUAGAAGAAAGGUGAAACUUGCCUUCAUUGUCAAUGACGCUGCAAGAAAAGUAACAUACAAGAAAAGGAUGAAGGGUUUAUUGAAGAAGAUUGACGAACUAAGCACGCUUUGUGGAAUUGAAGCUUGUGCUAUAGUUUACGGUCCUUAUGAACCACAACCUGAGAUUUGGCCAUCCCCUUGGGGAGUCCAAAAUGUGCUCUCAAAAUUCAGUAUGAUGCCUGAAAUAUUAAUGGAACAAAGCAAGAAAAUGAUGAAUCAAGAGACUUUCAUGAACCAAAGGGUGAUGAAGGCUAAAGAGCAGGUGAAAAAGCAACAAAAAGACAACAAGCAGAAAGAGAUAGCCCUUCUAAUGUUUCAAUGCCUGAAUGCAGGGAAAAUUGUGGACAACAAUAUGUCAAUGGUUGAUGUGAAUAAUCUUGCUUGGUUGAUUGACCAAAAUUUGAAGGACAUUGGAAGAAGGUUGGAAGCAGUGGACAAUAAUGGUCAAAAUCAAAUCAUGACUACUCCAACUCAGAGCGAAGUCCAAUUCCAAAUGGCACCACCACCACUUGUCAAGAAGGAAGAAAUGGCAAUGAUGGGCCAUGACCAUUUUGGGAUAACUAUGAGCAAUGGUGACAUCAUGCAAAGACAAUUAUUUAUGAAUUUGAUGAUGAAUGAUAAUAGAGAUGAGAAUGUCCCAUUUGGUCAUCCUCAUGAUGCUAGUCUUCAAAAUGGAUUUUGGCCUAAUCUACUACCUUGAAUGAGAUGAUGUGUUUGUUUUUCAAACCUUUUGAGGUGGAUUUGUUCCAAUUUAGUCUCAAUUCUUAAUUCUUGGAUGAUUUGGUCUUACUUUAUUUGGGUGCAUGUGAAGACACAAUCGUAAGUCAUUAUUGUGCAAUCUUCACAUCUUUAUUUCCUAUAUGUGAUUUAGUCCUAUUGUGUGGCUUAGGCUUCACAUGGUUAUUUAUAUGCUUUUUUUUUCUUUCUUUCUAAAU
Medicago truncatula (barrel medic) is the source of this 1155-nucleotide messenger RNA. RefSeq names its product agamous-like MADS-box protein AGL80. Gene Ontology annotation, molecular function: DNA-binding transcription factor activity, RNA polymerase II-specific; RNA polymerase II cis-regulatory region sequence-specific DNA binding; protein dimerization activity. Bases 177 to 920 code for a protein of 247 amino acids. The transcript has a single exon. Lineage: Eukaryota; Viridiplantae; Streptophyta; Magnoliopsida; Fabales; Fabaceae. The record is from RefSeq and is a predicted model, not a curated record. Gene Ontology annotation, biological process: positive regulation of transcription by RNA polymerase II.